AUGCCUCCACUAGAUGCAUGUACAUCAUCAUCGGUUUCUCUUCGUUGUCCAAAUAAUUAUGUUGUUGUUGUUUCACGUGCCUUUUAUGGUGUUGCACAAAUACAAGGUUUAUGCAGUUAUUCACCAAGUGAUUGUAUUGCUGAUUCGACGAGUACAGUAGCAUGUAACAGUGAUUCAAUUCAAUGUAAUCUAUAUGUGACAAAAAAAAAGUUACCUCAAUGUAAUGAUCAAUUUAGUAGUUAUGUUCAUAUUGAAUAUGAUUGUGUACCAAUAUCAAUGGAUGAUUCAACAAAAGAAUAUAAUGUAUGUCAACAAAAUAGUACAGAAAUAACAAGUGAUCAAGGUAUCAUAAGGAGCCCUGGUUAUCCUACACAAUUUCCAAUAACAACAUCCGAAUGUCUCUGUUCUAUACGUGUACCACACGAUAAAACUAUUCGUUUAUGGUUAAGUGAUCUAUAUAUUAGUUCACUAAGUAUAAAUUGUGUUAGUGAUCAUGUAACUGUUGUUGAUAGUGUUCAAACAUAUCGAAAUUGUGGUACUAAACGAUAUGCUUAUCCAUAUUUGUGUUCAUCAACAAUUCUUAUUCAAUAUUCAGUUCAAAUACAAUCUUCAAUCUAUCGAGGAAUGAGAAUGUAUUUUGAAAUAGUCGAUCGACCGACAAAUGAUAAUUGUUCAAAUUCAAAUGAAACAAUAACACCUGCACUGGCUAUCAAACAUAAGCUCCUGAUACCUUAA
Rotaria sordida is the source of this 735-nucleotide messenger RNA. Lineage: Eukaryota; Metazoa; Rotifera; Eurotatoria; Philodinida; Philodinidae. The record is from the annotation of a GenBank genome assembly.